UAAUCGAAAAUCUGCUCAUCCAUUUCUUCUCCCUCGGACUCGAUUCGCCUGUGCACGCAGUCUCAAAUCCCGUGUUUUCAAAUUUCCAUUAUUCAAAUGGCAGCAAUAUCAGGGAAGGUUGCCCAAAAUGUUUUUCUGGCACAAUGUUGCCAAAGGAAUAGGCAGUUGGACUCCCAAUAUCGCAGGGACUGUUUCACCCCAAAAAAGUAUUAUUCACCUUGCUUUCAAGGAGGGAAAUUGGCAUGGGCUGGCAUGUUGCCCAUGCAGUUGCACUCCUUGGCAAAAUACCAGAAUGGUCCUGAGAACCGAAGAAGUGUCUAUUGCAACGCUGUUUCAUCUACCAGCACAAUACCGUCAUUUGAAAAGGUUGAUUUCCGAAAACUUCAGAAUGGAAGCGAUAUUCGAGGUGUUGCUGUUGCUGGUGUUGAAGGAGAACCUGUUAACGUCACCGAGGCAGUUACAGAAGCAAUAGCUGCUGCCUUUUCUGCGUGGUUAUUAGACAAAAAGAGAGCAGAUGCAUCUAGGCGUUUGAAAGUCUCAAUUGGCCAUGAUUCACGGAUUUCUGCACAAAAACUACAGGAUGCAGUUUCUCGAGGAAUUACUCGUGCUGGCCUGGAUGCUAUUCAGUAUGGGUUAGCAUCUACACCUGCAAUGUUUAACAGCACAAUUACGGAAAAUGAUGACUUUUUAUGUCCGGUUGAUGGAUCCAUAAUGAUAACAGCUAGUCAUCUUCCAUACAACAGAAAUGGGUUUAAGUUUUUCACAAACUCUGGAGGACUGGGGAAAGGUGACAUUACUGAUAUCUUGGAGCGUGCUGCAAGUAUAUAUGAUAAAUUUUCAGCUGAAGGUUUGAGAGCCUCUGAACAGUCAGCUUCUGCAUCCAUAAAAAGGGUGGACUACAUGUCUGUUUACACUUCUGACCUUGUAAAGGCAGUUCGCAAAGCUGCAGGGAAUAUCGAUAAGCCAUUGGAGGGUUUUCAUAUAGUUGUUGAUGCGGGGAAUGGAGCAGGAGGUUUUUUUGCUGGAAAGGUUCUUGAACCUCUAGGAGCUAUUACUACUGGUAGUCAGUUUCUAGAGCCAGAUGGUUUAUUUCCAAAUCACAUUCCUAACCCAGAGGAUAAAGCAGCAAUGAGAGCCAUAACCCAAGCAGUUCUUAAUAACAAGGCUGAUUUGGGCAUCAUUUUUGAUACAGAUGUCGACAGAUCUGCUGCUGUGGAUUCUUCAGGCUGUGAAUUCAACCGCAACCGCCUAAUUGCUUUGAUAUCUGCCAUUGUUCUUGAGGAACAUCCGGGAACAACUAUUGUCACAGACAGCGUGACGUCAGAUGGGUUAACUACAUUUAUUGAAAAGAAACUUGGAGGAAAACACCACCGGUUCAAAAGAGGAUACAAAAAUGUCAUCGAUGAAGGAAUUCGCUUGAACUCUCUUGGUGAGGAAUCACAUCUGGCUAUUGAAACCAGUGGCCAUGGGGCCCUCAAGGAGAACUUUUGGCUUGAUGACGGUGCAUACCUUAUGGUCAAACUCCUAAAUAAACUUGCUUCAGCCAGAGUUUCUGGAACAGGUAAUGGCAGCAAAGUUCUUACUGAUCUAGUAGAGGGUUUGGAGGAAGCAGCUUUUGCAGAUGAAAUUCGACUAAAGAUAGAUCAGAACCAUUCAGAUCUCAAAGGACGAUCUUUCCGGGAAUAUGGAGAAACGGUUCUGAAACACUUGGAGAACACAACCUGUUCAAAUCCAAAGCUUCUUAAGGCACCUGUUAAUUAUGAGGGAGUUCGGGUCUCUGGCUACGGCGGGUGGUUCCUUCUUAGACUCUCUCUUCAUGACCCUGUUUUGCCACUCAACAUCGAGGCUCCAAGCAAAGAGGAUGCUAUGAAGCUUGGACUUGCUGUGCUUGCUGCUGUAAAAGAGUUCUCAGCUUUGGACACAUCUGCCCUGGAUAAGUUUGUCCAAGUUUAAAUCCAAGAGCUUUAAAUAGUGUAGUUGCCUGUCAGCUCCCUACUGUGUUCCCAUGCUUCCCCUGGGAUGUUUCCUUUGGACAAGUAUUGGUGAUGUUGAAGUGCUUCAGAGAUUCCAGUUAGUUUUUGAUACUCUUGCUUAUGAGAUCACAUCAAAGUAGCCUUCACUUUGAGCUAGUCUGUCUUAGAGUUCAAGAGACAACUAGAAAAUAACAAAUUCCCUAUACUUUCAGCAGAAGAUUCACAAGAUAUUGCAACUUUUCUUUGUUGUGCUAUUUUACCUUCCUAUUUUACUCGAACUUUCAUUGUCCACACUC
Messenger RNA from Telopea speciosissima, 2269 nucleotides. Its product is annotated as phosphoglucomutase-like. Gene Ontology annotation, molecular function: phosphomannomutase activity. Bases 97 to 1953 code for a protein of 618 amino acids. Gene Ontology annotation, cellular component: chloroplast stroma. The record is from RefSeq and is a predicted model, not a curated record. The transcript has 18 exons. Gene Ontology annotation, biological process: carbohydrate metabolic process. NCBI's taxonomy places the organism in Eukaryota, Viridiplantae, Streptophyta, Magnoliopsida, Proteales, Proteaceae.